Messenger RNA from Salvelinus sp. IW2-2015, 2819 nucleotides. Its product is annotated as very long chain fatty acid elongase 6-like. Gene Ontology annotation, biological process: fatty acid elongation, polyunsaturated fatty acid; fatty acid elongation, monounsaturated fatty acid; fatty acid elongation, saturated fatty acid. Lineage: Eukaryota; Metazoa; Chordata; Actinopteri; Salmoniformes; Salmonidae. Gene Ontology annotation, cellular component: endoplasmic reticulum membrane; endoplasmic reticulum. Gene Ontology annotation, molecular function: fatty acid elongase activity. The record is from RefSeq and is a predicted model, not a curated record.
AAGACCAGUAUGCAACGGAUCUAGUUUCAGGCGUUUUUUUUACGCUUGAUACUUUAGGAGGUUAGGCCGGAGCAAGGAGUUUGGGGUAGCCAGGCAAGAGGGGAAGUGAUUGCGCUCGGCUACUGUGCGUGAGUGACAGCCGGGAAGUGCAUCUCUACUCUCUACUGCAUCCUCCCAUUUGCUCCCAAACCUAGAGAAUUCACUUGAUGUCAAAUCAACUGUCAACCCAACAGACAGGGUGAAAACAUAGACCAGGAUUUUUACUGGAGGAAACUGAAAUUACGAAAAUGAACGAGACAGAGCACAUCCCGCUUGCAGAAUACGAUUUUGAGAGAAAAUUUGAUGAAAAGGGCGCUCUCGAAUGGAUGCAAGAAAACUGGAGCAAGUCCUUUAUGUUCUGUGGACUGUAUGCUGCAAUCAUCUUCGGGGUCCAACACUUCAUGAGAGAGAGGCCCAAGCUGAACCUGCGCCGACCACUUGUCCUCUGGUCACUCAGUUUGGCUAUCUUCAGUAUCAUCGGAGCUGUCAGGACCGGAUGUUAUAUGUUCCAUGUCCUCAACAAAAGUGGCUUUAAGCAGUCGGUGUGUGACACCAGCUUCUACAGCGCUCCUGUCAGCAAGUUCUGGGCCUACGCCUUUGUCCUGAGCAAGGCCCCUGAGCUGGGCGACACAGUGUUUAUCGUGCUCCGUAAGCAGCGCCUCAUCUUCCUGCACUGGUACCAUCACAUUACCGUGCUGGUCUAUUCCUGGUACUCCUACAAGGACCAGGUGGCCGGUGGCGGCUGGUUCAUGACCAUGAACUACCUGGUCCACUCCUUCAUGUACACCUACUAUGCUGCCCGGGCGGCGGGUUACCGGGUGCCCCGACCCUGCGCUAUGGUCAUCACAGCCACCCAGAUCAUGCAGAUGGUGAUGGGGCUUGCUGUCUUAGGCUUGGUCUACCACUGGAUGCACGAAGUGCGCUGCCCGUCUUACGUGCCCAACAUCGCCUGGGGCUCACUCAUGUACCUCAGCUACCUGGUCCUGUUCGCCUCCUUUUUCUACAAGUCCUACCUCAAGGUUGCCGCUGACAAGGAGUCCAAGGCCAAGUAGGGGCUGGGUUCGUCAGAGGCAAGUUGUACACUGGGCAAGUCAUAUUAAGAGUGUGCCUAGUUGAGAAGAAUAUUGCGUUGUGCCAUAAUGUGUGAGUCACAACUGUUUUUUGCUGGUUGCUGGGUCCACGUCAAUUGUGACAAGCCAAUUUCUUCCCACCCCAACUUUGUAUUGCUGUAGCUCAUCUAACUAACUAGAACCCUGGAUAACACGAUAAUGGAACGGUUGUUGAGAGUGGACAAGGGAACCAGUGCAUGGUCAGAACACGUUAAUACUGUAUAACAAAUCAUUAAAUUAAAAAAAGGCGAUAGAGAGAGCAGCUCAGUUUGUGUUUGACUAAAUGUACUACUCACUUCAUUUUGAUUUCGUGGCUUUGUUAAUCAAUCUUUUUGACCAGCUGCUUCAGUCGGAGUCCAGUGAAAAAAACACAGCCAUAUGAGUCCUGAGGUUUCUCCAAGGGCAGUUUACAACCGCGUUUGCAGUCUGCACGUUCAAUGAAUUCGACAGUCACUGACAGGACAUUUUUCAUGCUGAAAGGCUCUAACUUGUAGUGAAAUCUGGUGCUUUAUAGACCAGCGCUGAGAAUUGUCUCACUGUAUUAGACCUCACAACCCUUGAGUAUAACGAAAUGACGAUCAAAAGGAACUAAUGCACUGAUUAAUGAGGAUAGUUUUUCUGUUUUAGUUGUAGGUAAUUGUCUGGGAAUAGGUGGGAGGAGAGAAGCGCACGGAAAGGAGUGACACUUGGAAUAAUGUGUCCAUUGUAAAUAAUAUAUCUUAAGAAUGUAUUUAUUUUCUUAAAAUCUAAAGUCUAUGGUGGUCCUUGGAGUGUACCAGGAAAUAGUGGGACUCAGUACGUUUCUGCCUGUCUUAAAUUGUGCAGUAUGAGUUGUGCACUUUUGUAUUUUAAAUGUUUUUCUUUACAUCACAACAAUGCACUAUAUUGUUUUUUUGUUUUUUUAAGUAUUACAUCUCUCUGUGUGUUCAUUAAAGAAUCGGAAGCCCCCUGAGAUUUAUUUUUAUUUGUCAAACAGCAUCCGAUCGAUCAUCAUGUCACCAGAAUAAGACCCUCAAUAUUUAUUGGAAAGGAGCAACAAGCUCAUCACCGUGCAUUUUUACCACCCUGUGAAGUUCAUCAUAACUUCCCACUGAGCACAGACCUCAAUUCAAUAUCUGAUCCAUGUUGGUUCAACAUCAUUUCAUUGAAAUGACAUGGAAACAACAUUGAUUCAACCAGGGUGUGCCCUGAGGGUUAUUUAAUUUGUAGCCUAAUACACUGAAUGCUUUCCCGAGUCAUAGUGGGAGAACCACACACCAUAUCAUGGUGUGAAUUUGAGUUUACUUCGAUAUGACAGUUAUUAUAUCAAUAUUUGUGAAUACCGCCAUUUCUCCCAUAAUACAUUUUUACAGACAAAAACAUCCCACCUAGCGUAACACAUUUGCUGUUUCCAUCAGGCCUGUCAUGACAUUUUCUAUCCGACAUUUACUUUACUCGCAUACAAAUGUUGGAUGGAAACCUGGUUACUGUAAAGUUAUUUUGUUGCUUUGACAAAGUCAUUUCUGAUGAUUAUUAUUUAUUUCAUGUGAUUAGGGAUGAAUCUAAUCCAGGGAUGGGCAACUGGCGGUCCGCAGCCCCUCUGUUGUAGGCCCCGCAGGUCAAUUUACCCCCCCCGGGAUGUGGGUACACAGACCCGCGAGCCACUGCGGCCCCUCAUCAUGUAUUCAAAGU